Schizosaccharomyces osmophilus is the source of this 3069-nucleotide messenger RNA. It is a transcript of the gene spt16, whose product is annotated as histone H2A-H2B chaperone, FACT complex subunit Spt16. Gene Ontology annotation, biological process: positive regulation of transcription elongation by RNA polymerase II; transcription elongation by RNA polymerase II. The record is from RefSeq and is a predicted model, not a curated record. Gene Ontology annotation, molecular function: nucleosome binding. Bases 1 to 3069 code for a protein of 1022 amino acids. Gene Ontology annotation, cellular component: FACT complex. The transcript has a single exon. Lineage: Eukaryota; Fungi; Ascomycota; Schizosaccharomycetes; Schizosaccharomycetales; Schizosaccharomycetaceae.
AUGGCUGAAUACCAUAUUGAUGCAAACGUUUUUCAUAAACGUCUAAAUUUAUUACUUUCUUCCUGGAAAGAUACCUCAGACGCAAAUGAACUUUUCCAAGGAUGUGAAAGCAUAUUAGUCGUUAUUGGUACAGCGGAUGUACCAAAUCCUUAUCAAAAGUCGGCUGCUAUACAUACAUGGCUUCUUGGAUACGAAUUUCCUUCAACGUUAAUGCUUGUAGAAAAGGAGCGGAUUACCUUUUUGACCUCCAAUACCAAAGCGAGCAUGCUUCAACAGCUAUCUGAAACAGAAAACAAAGCAGCCGAAGUUGAUAUUUUAAAACGCACAAAAGAUCCCGCAGAGAACCGUGCAUUGUUUGAAGAGGUCGUAAAGCGCCUUCGUGCUACUAAUAAAAAGAUUGGUAUUUUUCCCAAAGACGUCAAUCAAGGAAAGUUUGUGAAUGAAUGGAAUGAAGUGUUUGAACCCGUCAAAUCAGAGUUUGAGAUGGUCGACGCUAGCAUGGGUUUGGCCAAAGCAUUGGCUGUAAAAGAUGAACAAGAAAUAAUAAACGUCAAGGAUGCUUCACGGGUCAGCGUUGCUUCAAUGACAAAAUACUUUGCUGAUGAAUUAUCUAGAUAUGUCGAUCAAGGGGUAAGAACUACCCACUCUAAAUUUGCCGAACGGCUUGAGCGCUUGAUCGAUAAUGAGUCCUUUUUUCAAAAAAAAGACGUUCGUUUAGGAGACAUUGAUACAGAGCAGAUGGAAUGGUGCUAUACUCCGAUUAUUCAAUCUGGCGGACAAUAUGAUUUAAAGCCUUCUGCUAUCACAGACGAUCGAAAUUUACAUGGUGACGUUGUUAUAUGUUCUUUAGGUAUCCGCUACAAGUCUUACUGCUCUAACAUUGGCCGUACUUACUUGUUUGAUCCUAGUCCUGAACAACAGAAAAACUACUCUUUCCUUGUGGCUUUGCAAGGAAAACUGAUUGAGUCUUGCCGUGAUGGCGCUAUGAUUAAAGAUAUAUACACCAAGAUACUGGGCUUCAUUAGAUCAAAACGACCCGAGCUGGAAGGUCAUUUCGUGAAAAAUUUAGGUGCUGGUAUCGGUAUAGAAUUUCGUGAAUCUUCUUUGCUUGUUAAUGCAAAAAACACUCGUACUUUGAAAGCUGGUAUGACAAUGAGUCUUAGUAUUGGAUUUGCCAACUUGGUUAAUCCUAAACCAAAGAAUUCUCAUCCUAGAGAGUAUUCUCUUCUACUGAUUGACACCAUUCAGGUGACUCGAGGUGAUCCAGUUGUUUUCACAAAUUCCCCGAAAGCCCAAGCUGAUAUCUCAUACUUUUUUGGAGACGAAGCCGAUGAUUUAGAUGAUGGUCCGAAGCAACGCAAGCAAACACGUGGAACUGCAACUGUAUCGAGUCAUAAAGGCAAAACUCGAAGUGAGACCAGAGAAGUGGAUGAUUCCGCUGAAAAACGUCGCACUGAACAUCAAAAACAGCUGGCUGCUAGAAAACAAAGUGAAGGUCUUCAGAGAUUUGCUGAGGGUUCUACACAUAAAACUGGAACCGAAAAGCCAGCGGUUAAACGGUACGAAUCAUAUAAGCGUGAUUCUCAAAUGCCUCAGGCUAUUGGAGAACUACGAAUUUUAGUAGAUUAUAGAGCUCAAAGUAUCAUUCUACCCAUAUUUGGCCGUCCUGUUCCUUUUCAUAUUUCUUCUUUGAAGAAUGCUAGUAAAAACGAUGAGGAAAGCUUUGUUUACCUACGCUUGAACUUCCUUAGUCCUGGUCAAAUUGGUGGUAGAAAAGAUGAACAGCCAUUUGAAGAUCCUAAUGCUCAGUUCAUCAGGAGUUUCACUUUCAGAAGCUCUGAUAGUUCCCGAAUGAAUCAAAUUUUCAAAGACAUUCAAGAUAUGAAGAAGGCAGCUACUAAGCGUGAAGCUGAAAAGAAAGAAUUUGCCGAUGUUGUUGAGCAAGAAAACUUGAUUGAAAUCAAAAAUCGUCGCCCUAUUCAUCUCAAUGAUGUUUAUGUCCGCCCUGCGCUUGAUGGUAAGCGCUUGCCAGGUUUCGUUGAAAUUCACCAGAAUGGUAUACGUUAUCAAUCUCCACUUCGAUCCGAUAGUCAUAUUGAUUUACUAUUUUCAAAUAUGAAGCAUCUGUUUUUCCAACCUUGUGAAGGUGAAUUGAUUGUUUUGGUCCACAUUUAUUUGAAUGCUCCUAUUAUGGUUGGAAAGCGGAAAACCCAAGACGUGCAAUUCUAUAGAGAGGUGUCAGACAUCCAGUUCGACGAAACAGGAAAUAAAAAGAGGAAAUAUAUGUAUGGUGACGAAGAUGAAAUCGAGCAAGAACAAGAAGAACGACGUCGUCGUGCCCAGUUAGAUAGAGAAUUUAAGACUUUCGGUGAAAGAAUCGCCGAAGCUAGUGAUGGUCAAGUCGAACUUGAUAUCCCAUUCCGUGAGCUUGCAUUUAGCGGUGUACCAUUCAGAUCUAAUGUAUUGUUACAGCCAACGACAGAUUGUUUGGUCCAAUUAACUGAUACCCCAUUCACAGUUGUUACCCUUUCAGAAAUCGAAAUAGCUCAUUUGGAACGUGUUCAGUUCGGUUUAAAGAAUUUUGAUUUGGUUUUCAUUUUCCAAGAUUUCCAUCGACCACCUGUUCAUAUAAAUACAAUUCCAAUGGAACAAUUGGACAAUGUAAAGGAAUGGUUGGAUUCUUGCGACAUUUGUUACAGUGAGGGACCCUUAAACUUGAACUGGACGACUAUUAUGAAAACAGUGAAUGAGGAUCCUGUCGCAUUUUUCCAAGAAGGUGGUUGGGGAUUCCUUGGUACAGGAAGUGAUGAUGAAGGGGAAAAUAGUGAUGAAGAAGUCUCUGAAUAUGAAGGUUCUGAUGUAGAACCCGAAGAAGAAGUGUCCGAAGAAGGUUCAGAAGAACUAAGUGAAGCAGCUAGUGACGAAGAAGAUAGUGGAAGUGAAGCAGCUAGUGACGAAGAAGAGGAAAGCGGUGAAGAUUGGGAUGAACUUGAACGAAAGGCUCUGCAGGAAGAUGCGAGGCGUGAGCAGGAUGGUGGUGGUGGUCAUCCUUUGAAAAAGAGAAGAUAA